Messenger RNA from Moneuplotes crassus, 1128 nucleotides. The record is from the annotation of a GenBank genome assembly. NCBI's taxonomy places the organism in Eukaryota, Ciliophora, Spirotrichea, Euplotida, Euplotidae.
UAUAUAAAUAUUAUUAAAAAUGUUAUUAGCCUCAGUACUGAGAAGCAGAAAGAAUGCUUCCAUGAUCUAUAGAGCAGCAAGGAACUUCUCACAGACCAUGACUUGUAGAGAAGCAAUCUACUCGGCCAUGGACGAAGAAAUGCAAAGAGACUCCAAGGUUUUCCUCAUGGGAGAAGAAGUCGCAAGAUAUUACGGAGCGUACAAAGUUUCAAAAGAUUUGUUCCAAAAGCAUACAGAGGAUAGGGUCGUUGAUACUCCUAUCACAGAAGCUGGAUUCACUGGACUCGGAGUUGGAGCAGCUCUGUAUGGGCUCAGGCCAGUCAUUGAAUUCAUGACCUUUAAUUUCUCAAUGCAAGCUAUCGAUCAUAUCAUCAAUUCUGCAGCAAAAAUCAAGUAUAUGUCAGCAGGAGAUGUGCAUUGUCCAAUAGUAUUUAGAGGGUUAAAUGGUUCAAGUGCAGGAGUAGCUGCCCAACAUUCUCAAUGUUUUGCUGCUUGGUACUCUCACUGCCCAGGUCUCAAGGUCGUUGCCCCAUACACUGCAGAAGAUGCUAGAGGUCUCCUCAAGGCAUCUAUUAGAGAUGACAACCCAGUUGUCUUCCUUGAGCAUGAGCUCAUGUAUGGAAAAGAUUUUGAUAUCUCCGAAGAAGCCCUUGAUAAAGACUUCACUAUCGAAAUUGGUAAAGCCAAAAUCGAAAGGGAAGGAACUGAUGUGACCAUCGUUGGAUUCUCAAGAAGUGUUGAUCACUCUCUCAAUGCAGCCAAGAUUCUUCAUGAAGAACAUGGUAUCAGCGCUGAAGUCAUCAACCUGAGAUCAAUUAGACCCCUCGAUAGAAAAACAAUUAUUGAAUCAGUCAAAAAGACUAACAGAUUAGUUACUGUAGAAGAUGGAUGGCCUCAAAGUGGUGUAGGAGCAGAAAUUUGUGCAUUAAUGAUGGAGACCUCUGCAUUCGACCACCUCGAUGCACCAGUCGAGAGAAUUACCGGAGCUGAUGUCCCAACCCCAUAUGCCAUCUCCAUUGAAGAGUUAGCCUUCCCAUCUGCUGAUAUUGUAGUCAAAGGAGCCUUGAGAACCUUAGAAAGAAAAAUAUAAAUUUUAUAUCCCAAUUUAAAUACGAACAUAUCAACUUA